Messenger RNA from Eleginops maclovinus (Patagonian blennie), 2337 nucleotides. Its product is annotated as leukotriene B4 receptor 1-like. The transcript has a single exon. The record is from RefSeq and is a predicted model, not a curated record. Gene Ontology annotation, biological process: calcium-mediated signaling; positive regulation of cytosolic calcium ion concentration; G protein-coupled receptor signaling pathway. Gene Ontology annotation, molecular function: C-C chemokine binding; C-C chemokine receptor activity. The coding region runs from base 25 to 903 and encodes 292 amino acids. Gene Ontology annotation, cellular component: external side of plasma membrane; membrane. NCBI's taxonomy places the organism in Eukaryota, Metazoa, Chordata, Actinopteri, Perciformes, Eleginopidae.
GUUGUCUAACAGCAAGUUUGCAGCAUGGAAGAACUCAACUCUUCUAUGGUUACCUUUAACAGCUCCUCUCAACCUGGAGAUCCUUCUCCUGCAUCAUGGGUCUCUGUCAAACUGGUCCCUGCGAUGGUGCUGUCCUUCUGCUUCUUGCUGGGAGUUCCUGGAAAUAUCGCUGUGAUCAUCUUCAAACCAAACUGGCAGCACCUGUCCAGUCUGAGCCAGAUUCUGAUGCUGAAUUUGGCCAUAUCAGAUCUGAUCUGCCUGCUCCCCCUGCCCCUUUGGAUUUACACUUUUCUGAAAGGCUGGACUCUCGGUUUGGUGGCCUGUAAGCUUCUGGCGUAUAUCAUGUACUGUAGCCUCUAUUCUAGCCUCCUGACAGUGACACUGCUGAGUGUCCAGCGCUACCUACAGGUGGUACAUCUGCAGAAAAUCUUCGAUCGCGCAGGAAGACGGAGGCUGCUGGUUCCCCUCUGGCUGGUUACCAUGAUCCUGUCUAUCCCAGCUUUAGUGGUUCGACAGGUGAUCGAACACCAGCAUGGGACAGACUGCCACUUCCACUUCUCUUCCCAGUCCCAGCAGGUGGCCGUGAUGCUGACAGAGACCCUGACUGGACUUUUUGCAAUUUUUGUUGUGGCAUUUUCAUACAUCGGCCUCCACAGAAAAGUGAACCAGGCAGCUUUCUUCAACAACCCACAGAUGACCCGGCUGGUCAUAAGUAUCAUUGUGACCUUUUUUGUUCUACGGAUGCCAUAUCAUAUCACAAAUGUGCUUAGAGUGGCAGCUAUUCUGCUAAAAAAUGACAGCCUGUUGAAGUUUUUCUUGAACAGCUACAACAUUCUUGCAGCAUUGGUAUUUGUGAAUAGCUGCCUUAAUCCCCUCCUUUAUGCUUUUGCUUUAAAAAACUAGGACUGUUGGUUAUGCAAAGAUAAAGAUGGUGAUGAUACAGGCACCCACACAUCAAUUGUUACUGUCAUCGUACUGAAAGAUGAUGUUUGUGGUCUGUAAGGUUAAUUAGAGUAAAUCAUCUGGAAGUUUCUUUUGCUAACAAAAUAUGAAUGUUUCACACAGCAGUGUGAUUGUUACUGGACAAAAGCGCACUGUAACAGUCCAUGGCUAAAAAUAGGACAGCUUCUUUUCUGUAAAUAUGUUGGUUGGGUUUAAUGUUUAAAUUUGGUAACUGACUUUCAUUGUUGUAAUGUUUUAAGUCACAUAUUUCAGUAGCCGCUCACCACACUGUUGUUGUUAGCUCUAUUUCACACAGAAACAGGAUCUUGAAUGCAAAUUAACCAUUCUCUUUACUAAAUCUCCAAAUUAUUUUUCUGACCUGACAUUUUUGUUUAUGCUCAUGCACACGGAACUCACGUAGGGGAAGACAACAAUCACGCACACACUCAUUUUGCUGUGUUCCAACUUGAGGAGUUACCCACAGCCAAUAACCAGAGUAUGCAGCCCGUUCUCAUACCCAGGUCAUCAAACUGCCACUUUGUCACAAAAAAACAAUAAAAUACAAGACACUGUUUUGGUGUCUGUAUGAUACAAAGUGUCAGCAUUUAACAUUGAGUAUAGAUUACAUCGCUGUGUGUUUUAAAGUAAAUCGCCUGCUGUGUACUGGUGUGUGAGUUGGCCAACUCACACACUUACCUUAAAAGUUAUUAUUUAUAAAAUAUUUAUACAUAGUGAAAUUAAUAUGAAAAGAAAAUACCUGCAUGUAAGGUAAGUGAAAGCGAGGACGAAAAAUGGGUGUGAUGAAAAGCAUGUGUGGUGCGUGAGAUUAGUCAAUUGCGUCCCCCUAAAUAUAUGAUGGCGACGCCAUCAUAUUGUCCCUGUGUGGCUAUGCUAAUUCGGCCUAGCAUGGCUAGCUUCACACAGUUGUCCAUAUGCACUCUUGCCUGCUCAUGUUUCUUAAUGCCGUUCUGACAUAUGUUUCAGGUCUGUCCCCCCUGUCUGUGUCCACGAGCUAUCACAAGCACUUGUUUUAAAAAGUAAGCAAGAGAAGCAAAAGAUUGCAUUGGUGUACCCACAGCUAGUUAGCCAAACCUUUUGAUCGUACUGUUUUAAGUCAGAUAUUUCAGUAGCCGCUCACCACACUGUUGUUGUUGUUGUUAGUUCUAUUUCACACAGAAACAGGAUCUUGAAUGAAAAUCAACAAUUCUCUUUACUAACCCUCCAAAUUGUUUUCCUGACCUGAGAUGCUUGUUUAUGCUCAUGCACAUGGAACUCACGUAGGGAAGACAACAAACACACACACACUUUUUUUGUUGGUUUCAUUAACUUUAUCUUGUGUGAAAUAAACAUUUGCGUGUUUAAAUGUGUAUCUUUUAAUAAAUGCUCUUUGUUCCA